AUGAGCGCUGCUCACACAUGUGUUCGCAGCGCCUUGACACAGGCAUUUCGACCGUCUAACCGUGGAAUCGCUACUCCAUGUUCCGUCCCCGCCUUCCUUGUGCCCGCACUCGCUCGACCCCCAAGAUGUUCCUUCUCAUCUGGAAAACGCCGCUCGAAGGAACAACAGCCGCCCCCACAUCCUUCGAUAGACCCGCCGGAAGGUCUGCCUAUACUCGAUGCCCCCUCGAAGAUCACCCAUAAGCCAUUGCGCUCUCUCAUUCCAUUUCCGAAUGAUCGUGGUGAUAUCGAGCAAUGGCUGGCGGCCAUCGAACCCUUUCUCCCGGCUCACCUGCGACGAAUACCCUCGAACGAUCCCGAUGUAUCUUCCAAAGUGACAGCGGUCGACCUUUCUAUCGUGCUUGUCGCAAUUCAGGAUGCGUCUCUGGACAUUCUCAGCCACCUUGGACUGGUACAAGGACGAUGGCAAACAGUCGUGUGGAUGGCAAAGAAGCUUGUUGAGGGUGGACGACGUUCAAUCGAGCCUCCUGUGCAACUCGGCGCGUCUACCAACAUGAUAUGGCCGGAAGUCCAGCCACGUUCCUUGCAGGACUUGACAAACGGUCCUCUUCGCCUUGAGCGAGUUCGUCCUUCGCAGAAGUUGAAUCUCACCUUGGACGAACUAACUUCUGCCCCGGACACAAUCAACCUGCAACACACUGUGGUGAAACGAGCAUUAGGACAGCUUUGGAGGAGCUUAGGCAAUUUGAUAUUGGUCGCUGCAGAGCGAAGCAACGCGGAAGAGGACACUGUGAUGCCACACGUUCUGGAGAUAAUCGCUUACCUGCAUCACGUAGGCUUCAUGCCGGACUCUGUUUACACGUACCGGCCCCACGCCAACAAACAUGCCCUGCAACAGCCUCCAACACUCCAUAUGCUGUCUUCGACAAUUCUUACAGCUUUGUCUGAUGCGACAUGGAAAGCUCACGAAGCUUCUGUCAAAGUCGCCAAAGAACGCAUGAACGCGCAAUACUUUCUCGGUCAUGAGAUCCCUGGUUCACGCUACAAAGUUCAGGUCACAGAGAUAGCACCUGAGCUGUGGCUGGAGCUUGUUCUCUGGUCCUGUCUGCACGGUGGCUGGACACUAGACGGCAUUGCGAUUCUAAAGCAGCUACUUGCUAAACGCGAGAGUAACAGCUGGGGACUCAUCAGUUGGCGUGAGAUCAUACAAGCUGAGCAAGCCACAACACCAACACCGUCAAGAAGAUGGAGUCUAUUUCCCAUGAGAGGGGACGCGUCUGCAAGUGCCGAAGACCGAGCUAAAACGAGACGAACUAUCAGUAGCGAGAUCGUGACUGCCUUCAUAGAUAGUCUCGUCAACCAGAUGAGAUUAGGCGUUGGUGCUCGAGGCACCAACCCGGAGACGCUGGUGGAUCAUAUCAAAAGCCUCAAACAGUUUCUCGACUCCAGCAACCUUAGUCUUGGUUCGGCGGCUUGGGACUCUAUUAUGGUACGUCUUCUUGAGUCUGGUGGGUUUAUCCCGGAGAAACGGCCUGAGCUCCUUCUACGCAUAUUUGACCUUGCCACUGGAUUCGGCGCAGAGGUUAGCACCGCAAACGUUUCUGCUGCCAAUGACGUCGAGGUUCCAUACUUUUUCGAGCCCACUACUAUACCCUUGAGCCUGCUCCAUCAUACGCUACGUGUAUACAUCGGAAAAGGAGAUAUUAAAAGUGCUAUGACAACCUUGAUGCUUCUCCAGCAGUACACGGAUAGCAACAAACAGAAAUCGGUGCAACAAUUCUUCGAGACAUUGAAGAGUGCUCCUUCACGGCAAGCGGAACCCUUCACUAGUCGACUACCACCAGUUGAUUUUCCAGCCUUUGACGCGAAACUACCCAUUCCCGUGCUUGCGAAGCUACUGAAUCUGGCCACCGAGUCGAAGCUGUAUGACCUUGGGCGGUGGUUUCUUAAUUCUGGAGACUUGGACGGUCCACUGAUUGGUCGCGAUCUUUACGGCGAUCGGAACAUUGCUGCGUCUAUCAUACAAUUCGGUAGUCUGGCAGGGGAGAAUGAUUUGGUCCUCAAAGUCAUCAAGAAGAGUGGAGUUUGGGAUUCAAGGGCCAAACAACAGCGCAUGCCUGCUCAGAUUCUGACUGCGCUUCUACGUAGCCAAAUCCAGCUUCGUCGCUGGGAGUCUGUGAAAGGCAUGCAGAAAUACGUCGAGGAGUCCUUCACGUUCAGACCGCGCCCAGUGAUAUUGUCCACCUUUGCUGCAGAGCUUCUUCGCACCUCUCGAGGGACGAGUGAUGAGAAGAUGCAAGCUCAACAAGCUUUCACAGGAUUGUUAUUUGGCUGGGAGAGCAUUAUCCUCAGAAACAUUCGAAACGAACUGUACUGCGCUUUGGCGAUCAUGUCCACUGUCGACGGCGGGUGGAAGGAGUACUGUUCUCGAUUUCUGGCACUCAACGCGCGCCAAGGCAUUAAGCUUUCUACGGACGAUUUCAACCAGAUGCUUAGCGGCGUUUUAGACGGAUAUGGUAGCUCCAAAGGCAAAGAAAUCGUCGAGAGAUGGUGCUACACGCUGCCGAAGAAUUUUGGCUCCUACAGAGCACCUGGUGGACUACUGACUAUGCCUCGCUUCCGACCCGGCAAAGGCGAGGAGUACGAGGACCGACCCGAAGACAUUGAAGUGGUCCAAGCCUCAGGUGCGAGACUUAUCCUGCAAGGACGAGUCCAUCCAAACCGACAGACUGUGUGGGCCAUUUUACGGAAAAUUCAGGAGGAAAUCGGCGAGGACUCAACAGCCGCUGCACGCGCAAAAGUGCGUGAUACGCUGAAGUGGGCAGCUCGCCUACUCUACUACCUAGGCCUCGACUAUGAGGAUACCAUUCGUGACCUUGGCAGCCUUGCAGAUCUUGCCGAGCUUGAGGCUCCCGCGGCGCCUAACGAACUUGGGUAUGUUCAAGGCGCACAGCAUGACUUCUUUCCGCAUCUUGCAUAG
Molecule: messenger RNA, 2979 nt
Organism: Dothidotthia symphoricarpi CBS 119687
Lineage: Eukaryota; Fungi; Ascomycota; Dothideomycetes; Pleosporales; Dothidotthiaceae
Exons: 1
Coding region: 1-2979 (992 amino acids)
Source: RefSeq, a predicted model, not a curated record